Messenger RNA from Suillus paluster, 2143 nucleotides. RefSeq lists its product as uncharacterized. Bases 193 to 1839 code for a protein of 548 amino acids. The record is from RefSeq and is a predicted model, not a curated record. The transcript has 11 exons. Lineage: Eukaryota; Fungi; Basidiomycota; Agaricomycetes; Boletales; Suillaceae. Gene Ontology annotation, molecular function: dGTPase activity. Gene Ontology annotation, cellular component: nucleus. Gene Ontology annotation, biological process: dGTP catabolic process.
UGCUUUUCGAAACGUAAAUUUCGUCAUCAUUCUAGCUUCUCGGUACAACUUCUCGGUAUAAGUAAUUUGUAAAGAUCGUUCUAAACAGCACCGUUCUCUCUCUCGCCUUGACGAUUACCACGCUGCAUAGAUACCAGUUUUCGUCAAUUUUUCAGCUACUCGUAAUCUAGAGACGAAAUUGCCACUGCACUUAUGACUGAAGACUCAAUUCCCAACACGAGGAUCUUCAAAGAUCCAGUACAUGACUAUGUGGAGUACAAUCCAUGGAUUUGCAGCUUCAUAGACACGCCUCACUUUCAACGGUUGAGAUAUGUAAAGCAGCUAGGACUCUCGUACUACGUGUUCCCAGGAGCAUCUCAUAAUAGGUUCGAGCAUUGUCUUGGCGUCGGCCACCUGGCCAGGAUGAUGGCUCAACACCUUCAAAAGAGUCAGCCGUCCUUGGGAAUCAAGGACGACCAUAUACGUUGCGUCGAGCUUGCCGGACUGUGCCACGACCUUGGUCAUGGGCCUUGGUCCCAUGUCUGGGAUGGCCAUUUCAUCCCAAAGGCCCUUCCUAAUCACUCUAAAUGGAGUCACGAACAAGCGUCGGAAAUGAUGUUCGAUGACAUGGUGAAGAAGUACAACCUCGAAAUUUCAGAUGAGGAUGUAGAAACCGUGAAGGCACUCAUUUCGGGCAGGAAGGAGCGAUGCAAACUUGGGGCGACUAUGCCAUUUUUGUUUGAGAUUGUUGCCAACGAUCUCAAUGGCAUUGAUGUCGACAAGUUUGACUACAUCGCUCGCGACUGUCAUGCUGUUGGCGAAAAACGCAACAUUGCCAUGACAAGAUUGAUCCAUUCCGCUCGCGUGAUCGACGGUCAAAUAUGCUAUGACAUCAAGGAUGCAAACACGGUCUACGAGCUAUUUUACACUCGCUUCUCUCUACAUAAAAAUAUCUACAAUCACAAAACCACUCGCGCGAUCGAAUACAUGUUGAUGGACGUACUUCUGAUUGCACAGAAUCACAUGAAGUUUGCGGAGUACAUCGAUGUACCUGAAAAGUAUCUCCAUCUCACGGAUGAUCUCUUCCACCGUAUCAACAUGACCGAAUCGGAAGAACUUGCACCAGCGCGCAAAAUCAUUAACCGCAUCCAGACCCGUGAUCUCUAUCGCCAGGUAGACUACAAGAUCAUCGACUGGGAUGACAAGGAAUUUUGUCAGGCACAGAUCACGCCUGAGACCAUUGUGCAUGCUGCUAAGAAUGUUAACCUUCCUGGUGUUGAACAGAGCCUUGUCGCUGAGCUCACUGCCGACGACGUCAUCGUAGACGUUAGCAAAAUGCACUACGGCAGAGGGGUAGACAAUCCCAUCUAUCAGGUCAAAUUUUAUAGCAAGCGUGACCCAAAUGUGUGCCGGCGGGCUGAGUCGGGAGACGUCUCCCUUUUAAUGCCCGAGAAAUUUGGCGAGCUCCUCCUCAGGGUGUAUACGAGGGAAGAGAGAUUCAUGGGACUUGUCCAAGCUGCCUACCGCCACGUGCUUAGAUCCCUUCCCAAUACCCCAGACGAGACAGCCGAAAUAGCCAUUUCAGUACAAACACCCCCCGCUACUGAACCACCUUCCACCCCGCGCACACUUACGCGUGCCAUCAGUCUCGGUAUGCCUUCGAGCCGUACCUCAAGACCUUUCGGGCGCACACCUAGCUAUUCAGAUAACCAGUUUACGACCCUUCCCCCGAAUUGCCAGAGCCGCUCUCCGACAAGGACGGCACCGCGAAACCCGAAGAGGGUCAGGGAGACAAGUGUCGAGCUGGACAUUGACAAUCCCCCUCCGACAAGGAAGAGUAUACGUCUGGCGUCAAAGUGAUCGUGCGUUCUACCAUAGUCCUGAUGAACUCUUUUUCCAGUUUCCUGCAUGCAGUGUUAGACUCGUGCCUUUGUUGCUUUUCCCUUCCGCAUUCAGCCUGUAUUCAUUCGUGGUUCUUUGGAAAGAUGCAUUCACUUACAUACACAUUCUAUAACACGGUUUGUACUGUAUACCAGGAACAUAACAUAUUUACUUGCUUGGCACCCUUGUGGCACCCCAACGGUUCAAGCUGUUGCACUUGUUCGCCGAUGCUAUUCCCUAGUAAUUUUCAAAUAUCUUGGCGCCGAGUCAGCACAAACGCGAG